AUGGAAAUGACUUUGGAGUCUCUUUGCCAGGCUAAGGUUCUAAUUAGCUCAAUAAAAUUUCAUUCUAAAGCAUAUCUUCUUCUUUCUAAUUCAGUCCCUUUUCAGUCCUGCAAGACCAACACCUUUCUUAGAAUCAAACCAUUAAAGAAACACUCAAGUCUUGGAGUUGUACAUGCUUCUGAAUCUGAGAGCACCUCAACUGAUGUUGCCGAAAGGUGGCUUCUUGAACCUGUUGGUGAUGGAGAUACAAGGCACAUUGGUUAUAAAGUUCCAAUGCCAGAUGCAUUCGAAAUUACUUCUAGUGAGGUAACCGUUGGCCGUCUUCCCGAGAAGGCAGACAUGGUGAUUCCAGUUGCAACAGUAUCUGGGUUGCACGCCCGUAUUCAGAAGAAAGAAGGGAGUCUGUUGGUUACAGAUCUGGACAGUACAAAUGGGACAUUUAUUGAUGAGAAGCGACUCAGACCUGGAGUUGCUGCCGCUGCAUCAUCCGGGAAUUGUAUUACAUUUGGUAUGAUAUGAUUUCUCUAACUUAAUCCCAAUUUGCUGCAUUCUUAAGUUGCAUUUUUGGUUACUCAA
This is a messenger RNA of Pistacia vera, 576 nucleotides long. RefSeq lists its product as uncharacterized. Gene Ontology annotation, molecular function: mRNA binding; protein binding. The transcript has 4 exons. Lineage: Eukaryota; Viridiplantae; Streptophyta; Magnoliopsida; Sapindales; Anacardiaceae. The record is from RefSeq and is a predicted model, not a curated record. The coding region runs from base 1 to 519 and encodes 172 amino acids.